Molecule: messenger RNA, 822 nt
Organism: Durotheca rogersii
Lineage: Eukaryota; Fungi; Ascomycota; Sordariomycetes; Xylariales; Xylariaceae
Exons: 1
Coding region: 161-412 (83 amino acids)
Source: RefSeq, a predicted model, not a curated record
UCUCGCCCUCGCCCUCGCCCUCUCUCGACGUACAAGCACCCAUCCCAUACCAUACGCACAGGAGCGGUGCGUCAGGCGCGCGGCGCGGUAGCGGAGGUAGCGCUCUGGGCCAGGUCGACAAUAUACGCAGGUGAGAUUGCGAGGUGCCCAUCGCAGAUGGAUGAUGGGGCCAGCCCUCCUGCGCACGUAUGUAUGGUAUGCGCGCGCACUCACCACAUCCGUAACCCAGAUAGCACACACACACACACACAUGCAAUGCGCGCUCUGCCCGCCGGGUAUUGCUUGCUCGCUCGCACAUGGCGCAAGCUGCGCAGGUAGCAUUCCCGGCGCGCGCUCGCAUGAACCGACCCAAGCCCAGCUCAUCUCGUCCAACCCAACCGAGCCGAGCCGAACCAAACCGCGCCGACGAUAGUUCUAGCUAUCGAUGUGGCAAUCUUGCGUAGCAUCUACACAUAUAUCUAUUCCCCUUGUCCCGCUUCGACAACUCUCCCCUGCCACCCUCCCCCCCCCCGUCUCGGAGCUUAGCUGUUGCGACGUAGCAGCAUAGCAACUUGUACAUACGUACGCGUGCGUAUGUACGUGUACAUAGAGGCAGUCAUGUUCGUCAGGAGACAGGACGAACCCGGCCCCGCGACAUGCACACGGCAGGCAUUCUCGCGUAGUUAGGGCCUAUCUUUACGCUCAGCAUCCCGCGCCCACGCGCAACGGACGGUGCAGAAACGAGGCAGCAGCAGAGGAGAGAGAGAGAGAGAAAGAGAGAGAGGCAGAUCGCCGGACGAGCCCCGUUCACCCCCCGGGACGGGAGGAGAGAAGAAGGGGGGG